Messenger RNA from Habropoda laboriosa, 1426 nucleotides. Its product is annotated as tether containing UBX domain for GLUT4. The record is from RefSeq and is a predicted model, not a curated record. The transcript is spliced from 7 exons. Lineage: Eukaryota; Metazoa; Arthropoda; Insecta; Hymenoptera; Apidae. Gene Ontology annotation, molecular function: protein binding. Bases 35 to 1426 code for a protein of 463 amino acids.
UGAUUUUCAUAAGCAAUUACAAUUACGACAUAUUAUGGCUACAAAAAGAAAUGUUAUAGUACUUGCGCCAAACGGUCGUCGGCAAAAUGUUCAAGUCACACUAAAUACCACAAUAUUACAAAUACUAGAAGAGGUCUGUAAGAAACAUGGAUAUAACACAGAUGAUUAUGAUCUCAAACACUUCAAUCACAUAUUGGAUCCUAAUGCUAUAUUUCGAUUCACUGGCUUAGCAAAUAAUGCGCAAUUAGAAGUGGUACCAUGUAAAAAGAUACGUUCUACUUCAGCUGUUACAAUAGGUAUUCAAUUAGAAAAUGGAGAAAGACUUAUGGGCGAAUUUAUACCUAAUACAUCAUUAACCGAAGUUUUGAAAAAUGUAAAACUUGAUGAAGAUCUUGAAAAAAUUAUGUUAGUCUACAUGCAUCAGAUGAUUUCUGGGGCAGAAGCUUUAAAAAAUACAACUUUAAAGUCAUUAGGACUUAAUAAUGGUAAAGCUAUAUUACGAGUGAUACAUAGAAAACCUCAAACCAUGAAUACUAUUGCUUCAACAAGCUCAGAAACAUUGAACAUUCACAAAAAUGCCAAUAUUAAUAAACAAAAUGAUAAAAAUAAAUGUUCAUUAACAAUGGAUACUAACAAAACAUCAGAUUCUAUACUUUUAAAAGAGGAAACACAUGAACUAAAAAAGUUGGAAGAAUGUUCUCAAAGUACACAAAGAGACAAAGAAAAUCAAAUGUUACCAUCUACUAGUAAGGAUGACUGUGUUGAAAAGCAGACUUUAGUAUACUCAUGCAAUAAGCGGGAAAUAGAUGACUUAAAUAAUGUAGAAUUUCUAGGUGAAAGAAAUGCUUUAGUAUUCAAUCAAGCUUCGAUUCAAGGAACAUUUAGAGAUGAAUUACCAGAUGAUUUUUACGAUUUAACAGUUGACGAUGCAAAGAUACUAUUGAGAGAUGUCAAACGUUAUAGACAACAGUUAGAAGAAGCACCGCUUCUAACAAAUGUUCAACGAAAGUUAAAUCAAGACAAACAAACAUUGAAUCAAUUACAUAAAUAUCGUUACACAAUAAUCCGUAUACAAUUUCCAGAUGAGUUUGUUCUUCAAGGUUUAUUUCGACCAAUGGAAAGGGUACAAACAAUUAAAGAUUUUAUAAAAAAUUAUUUGAUUGAUGCAAAUAGUGACUUUAUAAUCUUUACUACUCCACCAAAACGUAUUUUAGAUCCUAAAUCUCAUUUAAUUAAUGAAAAUUUAGUUCCAUCUGCUAUUAUUCAUUAUUCGGGACCAUCAGCUCUCAAAUUGGAUAUAAAACAAAAAUUUACAGAUCCUAAGAAAGUUGAAAUGCAGGUGACUAAAAUUAGAAUGUCAAUGAUAAACCAAGAACAUCACGCAAUAGAUGAAGACACGGAAAUGAAUGAUGCAAACGAUGUGUGA